Poecilia latipinna (sailfin molly) is the source of this 3241-nucleotide messenger RNA. RefSeq names its product interferon-induced protein 44-like. The record is from RefSeq and is a predicted model, not a curated record. The transcript has 8 exons. Gene Ontology annotation, biological process: immune response. Lineage: Eukaryota; Metazoa; Chordata; Actinopteri; Cyprinodontiformes; Poeciliidae. The annotation marks the transcript as partial.
CUCCACCUCCACCUCCAUCUCCACUUUUAAGAACUCCAUGGAGGGAGAUAACUUGGGGCGGUACCAGGCAAGCUCUUAAAUCCUUGAAGGAGUUUCAGCCUCAAAAUGAGGAGGCAACUCACAUCAGAGUCCUGCUGUACGGCCCAGUCGGUGCUGGGAAGUCCAGCUUCAUCAACUCCGUCAACAGCGUCCUGCAGGGCAGAAUGACCAAUGAAGCUCUGGCCAGUGCCACAACCUCUGAUCAAAGUUUCACCAAGAUUUAUCAAACCUAUAAAGUCAAGAAAGAAGGCAGGGGGAACUUUUAUCCAUUUGUGUUCAAUGACAUCAUGGGUCUGGAGGACGGAGAUGGAAGAGGAGUCAGAACAGAUGACAUUAAAAACGCCUUGAAGGGUCACGUGAAGGAUGGAUAUAAGUUCAAUCCUUCAUGUUCCAUUUCUGCUGGUGAUUCUGGUUACAACUCUUUCCCGUCCGUCAGUGACAGAGUUCAUGUUCUGGUCUGUAUUCAUGAUGCUAAUAAAUCAGAGAUUAAGUCCUCCGUUUUACAGAAAAUGAGGGAAAUUAGAGAAGCAGCGAGUGAUCUGGGAAUCCCUCAGCUGGCGAUUCUCACUCACGUUGAUGCAGCCUGUGGUGAAACAGAAGGAGAUCUGAGAAACGUCUACAAGAGCAAACAUUUAAAGAAAAAGAUGGGUGACUUCAGCUCCAGUCUGGGGAUCCCAAUGAACUGCAUCCUCCCAGUGAAGAACUACAGUAAUGAAAUUCAGCUGGAUUCAGACGUCGACGCUCUGAUUCUGAGUGCUCUGAAAAUGAUGGUUGACUUUGGAGACGACUACGCUGACAAACUGUGAAGCCACAGAACAGUUUGUGUCAUUACUAUGAAUGUAAAUUACUGCAAUAAUUUUGGUUAUUUGUAUCAGUAGACGGUUAUUGAGGACAGUCUGCAAGGAGGCCAUUAGCUCUUGAUGCAUUCAUAAGGGAUUUGAUUUCUGACCUUGGGAUUCCACAUUUUUCCUGAUUUUCUCUCUGCCUGUUUCUGAUCUGUAAGAUACAAUAAGUGGGCUUUACUUUGAAAAGUUAUGCAAAUUUGUUGCCUCAAAAAAAAAGAAAAAAAGAAAAACAAAAUCUAGUUUUUAAAACUUAAUAUUAGUAACUGUAAAUUUACACAACUCAACUAACUUGAUGAUUUACAUUAACUUGUUUAAUUUUAGUGAGUGUAACUUAAGUUAAUUUAAUAAAUUGAGUAUGUUACUUAAAUGACACCCUUUUUUUAAAUAAGAAACUACUCAUGUAAUAAGAAAAUUUCUUGAUUGAAACAGUUCCUGGCUCCUGGUUUUUCAUUAUAACAUUGAAAGCAGUGAUCGUUUUCUCACAUUUUUCAGUAAAACAAACAAUCAUAUGCCAGGUUAUGCCCUCAAGCAGAACAUUGUGGUCAUGAAAAUGAACAUAAAACUCACUCAUAGUGCAGUUUUAUUUGUGCAAGUGUAAAUGCCAAAAGUAAAUGCCAAAAAAAAAAAAAGAUAUUAAAAGCUGCACUCCUCUGAAAACAGCUUCAUGUUGUCAUGACACGUUCAGUGACGGAGGAGGCAAAUGAAUUUGGAGAUUUAAUGAACGAUGCUGGAGAACAAUUUUCAAAAUCAAAGCCAAGGCAAAAACACGGGGUGGAACAAGAACGUGAUGGAAGUAGAUUAAAGGAUCCGGCAAGUAGUGACUGAACGAAAGACCUGGUUUGGUUGAUGCUGAAUCUGCUGAAUGAAAGUCUAGGUCUUUCAUUAUUUUUGUAACAAUAAAUCAAAAUGAUUUUCUAGCCUGUGAACUUGUUUACUGACAAUGGCAAUAAAAGUGAUUCUGAUUCUGAAUAAUAAUAAUGAAACUAGAAUCAAAGCAACUCAACAACCUGGGAUCCUAAUUCAGUCUUGAUUAACUGAUUUAAGUAUUGCAAACCUAAAAUAAGUUGUACAUAAACUAAAUAGUAAAUACAUAUUGACAUUAGAAGUUAAAUGCAAAUAAUCUAUUUGGCCAAGAUUUUUCCUUGGUAAAGAGCAUUCUUUGUCAGGGUCUGUGUUUUUUCUGUUUUGUUUUUUGUUUCUUUUUCUUUCGUUGGUUUAAGUUUAUUUUCCUGGAGCACCCGCAUUUUCCCAUGGCAUCCACCAGAUGCCGCCAGGUUACAGAACCCCUGGAGAGGUGCUGUGUCGACCCCGUUGAUGCACCUGCAGCUUGUUUGGAGGGCGCGGUCUGGAGGUAGAUAAGAAGCGGCUGAACAACUUCUCAUCGCCUGAGUGUUUGCUUACAUUGGUGAACCCGCUGUCUCCUCGUUGUUCCCGAGUGUGCCGUCUGCCCGGGAUUCUGAGUGAGAUGAUGUUCCCCGCUGUUUGUAAGUUGCCUCCCUCGUGUGUCUCCCCACGAUGCUGUUGGUUGUACCAGCUGGACGCCAUUCCCCGUGUGCUCGCCUUCCCCCUGUCGUCGGUCUGACUCCAGUGGACUCCCCUUUGUGACGCCACAGGAUAAACCUGCCGUGUCCGAACCCAUCUGGAGAUUCGUUACAGCUGGACCCAGUUGGACUCCGCUCGUUCCGCCAUAUACAAACUGUAAUGAAGGUCUUCAUUACUUGGCGGCACAACACUUAAAAUGUGUUAAAUGAUAAAAGAAAUGCAUGAUGAAGGAAAUGAAACAGAUACAAACAGAUUGAAAUGUUUGUUUAUUGUGUGUUUUCAGUGGCAUCUCAGCUGGAACUGAUCAUGUCCUGUUAAAAUACAACAAAGGAAUAAAAUAGGUAUUGAUUGUUAAAAUGUUUGAAGGCUUUGUAUGGGUGUGGCUUACCUCUCUCUUCCUCUGCAGGGUGUUCAGGCUAAAAGAUUCCCCGGGGGCCUGAGCACCUUUUAAAGGUUCCGGAAGAGACCAAAGCAGAUGGAAGAGGGGGAGCAGUAGAGCUAUACAUUUUAUAUAUUUAAUGUUGGAUUUGUAUUUAUAUGAAUAAAAAAGGUCUUUUAGAGAUGCUUAGAAUGACUAGAAUUUGAUAAUAUAUAUUAUUAUGAGGAUUUAGUUAGUUUGUCAAACCUUGUUUGUGUGUAUGUAUUUUGUUUUACCCUGUUUGUAAGUGGGUUUAUGAAUUGGAACAGUCUGCAACUAUAAAAGGCUGCAUGUUGGCCAUAUUGAGGUGUGUUGCUGCUGAGACCCUAAGACACUGUAAGCAGGGUUGUUUGUUGUUAAAUGUUGGUGAAUAAACACCCAGUGGGGUUGCACAGUU